AUGGCCGGAGGCUUCGGGUCUUCCAAGAACCCAGUGGACAAUGCUGGACUUUUCUCGUUUGCUACCUAUUCUUGGUUUUCCUCUCUAAUGCUCCAAGGAUACCGGCACAAAAUCGAUAUAGCCAUGUUGCCUCCUAUCUCUUACUACGACAGUGCCGAACCAAAUGCCAAAAGAUUUCGACUCCUUUGGGAAGCUGAGGUUGCCAAAGUCGGACUUGAGAAAGCUUCUUUACACAAAGUGUUUUUUCAAUUUCAAAGGACAAGGAUUUUCAUGGACAUAAUUGCUAAUAUUUUUUAUACCAGUUUUGGUGUUUUGGGGCCAACCCUGAUCUUCCAUAACAUCCUCCAGUACAAUGACAAAGAUUCAAAGGACUUGCUGGAGGGUAUUGGCCUCUGCACGGCCCUUUUUUUCAUGGAAGUUUCCAAAGUUGUGUUGUGGUCAUUGACGUGGGUUAUCAACUAUCGCACAGCUAUCAGGGCAAAGGUUGCUGUGACAACUAUCGCUUUUGAGACCUUGCUGACAUGUAAGUCCUUGAAACACGCAUCUUUAAGCAAGUUGAUUAAUUUCUUAGCCAAUGAUGGUUUCCGGAUAUUUGAAGCUGCUUUGUUCGGCCCCAUGCCUGUGCUGGCACCUCUUUUGAUCAUAGUUUGCACCAUCUAUUCCUGUGUCCUCCUUGGUCCGACAGCACUGAUGGGAACAUUCAUUUAUGCUGCAUUUAUACCAUUACAGAUGCUGAUGGCCAAAUUAACGUCCGUUUUCCGAAGACGCUCUAUUUUGCUGACCGACAAACGUGUGCUAAUCAUGAAUGAGGUUUUGACGUACAUUAAGCUAAUCAAAAUGUAUGCCUGGGAAAAAUCUUUUGCAAAAAUUAUCACAGGCAUCAGGGAGUCAGAAAGAAAAACACUGGAAAAGGCAGGAUAUGUCCAGAGCGUGAACUCUGCCCUUACCUCAAUCGUUGCCACGUUAACCAUUGUUAUGCUGUUUUCCUUCCAUACCCUGUUAAAGCGUGAACUCACAGCUGCUGAUGCCUUCAGUGUGAUUUCAGUAUUUAAUACCAUGAGGUUUUCAAUUGCCAUUUUGCCAUUUUCGGUGAAAUCCCUGGCAGAAGCCAGUGUCGCCUUAAAAAGGCUGAAGAAAAUUCUCACUAUGAAAACGCCUUCUGCGUAUGUGACGACCAUGCAGGGCUCCAGAAAUGCUGUGAUGCUGAACAAUGUCACCUUAUCUUGGGAAAGUGCUUCUGGGGAACCCACCUACAGCAAAAGUGGGAAAGGAACACUUCUCCAUCAGAAAAAGGUCUGCAAAUCCCCUCCCAGAAUAGAUGCGGUCAUUUCUCACUCUCAGAUAUCAAUGAUUAGGAGCAAUAUCGACUACAGCUUCGUCCUGAGGAAUAUAAAUAUUAUAGUAAAGAAAGGCAAAGUUUUGGGGAUUAGUGGCAAUGUCGGAAGUGGAAAGACCUCAAUCCUCAAGGCAGUAUUAGGACAGAUGUAUCUGUAUCAUGGGAAUGUGGUGGUGAAUGGCACUUUGGCGUAUGUGUCCCAGGAAGCAUGGAUAUUUCAUGGAAGUGUCAGGGAUAAUAUACUGUUUGGAGAAGACUACGAUGAACAAAGGUAUAAUCACAUCAUCAACAUUUGCAGUCUCAAGACAGAUAUGGAACGUUUAUCCUAUGGAGAUAUGACUGAAAUAGGAGAAGGGGCUCUGACCCUUUCUGGAGGUCAGAAGCAGAGAAUCAGUUUAGCUCGUGCUGUGUAUGCAAACCGAGAUAUUUAUUUAUUGGAUGAUCCUUUGUCCGCCGUGGAUGCUCAAGUUGGAAAGUCUAUUUUUGAAGAAUGCAUCAAGAAAGCUCUUAAAGAGAAAACCAUCCUACUGGUAUCACAUCAGCUGCAGUAUCUGCAGUUUUGUGAUCAAAUCAUCUUGCUGGAGGACGGGGAGAUGUUGGAAUGUGGGACCCACCCGCAGCUGUUGAAAGCCAAGGGCCGUUACUCUCAACUCUUUUAUAAACAGCGUGCAGAAGACAUCAUUAUUGCAGACAACCAAUUUUUCCCGUCAUCGUCAGAUGAAUUAAUGAAAAAGAAAGAUACCCAGGAUCACAAUCCAGACAACUCUUCCGCAGAAUUGAAAGCUCCUGGUUUUGAUGAGCCUGAUGAUAUGGAGACUAAGAAAGACCUUAAAAGAGGAAUGAGCAGAACUCCUGAAGGCCAGCUGAUUCAAAAAGAGGAGAAGGCAGAAGGUUGGAUCAAAUGGGAAAUCUACCAUACUUAUAUCAAGGCAUCUGGAGGUUUCCUUUUGUGGUUUGUCAUCAUUCUUCUCUUUGUUCUGAUGAUUGGCAGCUCAGCCUUUAGCAACUGGUGGUUGAGUUUCUGGUUAAACCAAGGAUCUGGGAAUGCGACCUGUAAUCCUCCCCAAAACACAACCUGCAAUGCGGGCAGCAUCACCACCAACCCUCAGCUUCACUUCUACCAGCUGGUCUUCGGGAUGAGCGUGGUUAUCAUGAUUAUCCUGAGUUUCAUCAAAGGUUAUGGUUUCACUAAGCUGACCUUACGAGCUGCCUCCAACCUCCAUAACACCAUGUUUUACAAGAUCUUGAAGAGUCCAAUGAAUUUCUUUGAUACCAAUCUCACCGGCAGAAUCAUGAACCGUUUCUCUAAGGAUAUGGAUGAAGUGGACACGCGGUUGCCCUUCUACCUUGAGAACUUCCUGCUGCAGUUUUUCGGACUCCUGUCCAUCUUUACAAUGAUCACCAUCGUCUUUCCUUACCUCCUCAUCAGCACGGCUGUCCUAGCGAUCAUUUUCAUUCUGCUCUUCCAUAUUUUUCAGAACACCAUCCAAGACCUCAAACGAAUUGAGAACCUCAGCAGAUCCGUGUGGCUCUGCUUGAUCACAUCUUCAAUCCAUGGUCUUAGUACGAUCCAUGCCUUCAACAAGACAGAGGACUACAUCAAUCGUUUUAGGAUCUUGAAUAACGAAAACUCAAACCAUUUCCUUAUGUUUAACUAUGCACUGCGAUGGUUUGCAUUGAGGACAGAUAUUCUCAUGAGCUUCAUGAUGUUGACUGUAGCCCUGUGUGUGGUCCUCAGCCAUUCUUCUAUCAGUACUGCAGAAAAAGGCUUGGCUCUAUCUUAUUCUCUCCAGCUAAGUGGACUUCUUCAAGUAUGCGUGAGAUCGUGCAUUGAAGUGCAAGCCAGAUUUACUUCUGUGGAGCAGAUAACCGAAUACAUUGUGAAAUGCACUCCUGAAGGAUCAGAGAUCCCUCCCGUGAUCACCCCUCCUCCAGGCUGGCCCGAUCAGGGGGAAAUCAUUUUUAAAAACUAUCAGAUGAAAUACCGAGAAAAUAGUCCUAUUGUACUCCAUGACAUCAACAUCCACAUUCAUGCUAAAGAAAAAAUUGGGAUAAUUGGCCGGACAGGUUCAGGAAAGUCCUCUUUAGGAGCUGCUCUGUUUCGACUCGUGGAACCAACAUCUGGCACAAUCAUCAUUGAUGGCAUCGACUACCGCAACAUUAGCCUGGAAUCUUUACGUUCAAAGCUGUCCAUCAUUCCACAAGAUCCUGUUCUGUUUGUAGGUACAAUAAGAUACAACUUAGAUCCUCUUCUGAACCACACUGAUGAUCAAAUUUGGCAAGUUCUGAACCAAACCUUUAUGAUGAGCAAGAUUUCCAAACUACCAGGAAAGCUGGAGGCAGAAGUGGUCGAAAACGGGGAAAAUUUUUCAGUGGGGGAACGACAGCUGCUCUGCAUGGCGAGAGCCCUCCUGCGAAACUCCAAAAUUAUCCUUCUUGAUGAAGCCACCGCUUCUAUUGAUUCCGAGACAGAUAUGCAGAUUCAGAGGACUAAUCAAGAAGCAUUUGUAAACUGCACAGUCUUGACAAUAGCGCACCGCCUAAACACCAUUCAAGAGUGCGACCAUAUUUUGGUGAUGGAUAAAGGAAAGGUUGUUACCUUUGGCAAGCCGAAAGAGAUAUUCAAACAUCCCAGUUUUCAUUUGCCCGACGUAUCAUCACCAUCAGUGUUUUCUAGGUGGAGUUUGAACAAAUAA
Messenger RNA from Notechis scutatus (mainland tiger snake), 4032 nucleotides. NCBI's taxonomy places the organism in Eukaryota, Metazoa, Chordata, Lepidosauria, Squamata, Elapidae. The record is from RefSeq and is a predicted model, not a curated record.